UUCUUUUCCCAGGUGUAUCUCCGCGUCUUCCUAAGGAAUGGUACUGUAGACUUCUGUGGAGGCGCUAUUAUCGGCGUACGGCACAUCUUGACGGCAGCGCACUGCGUCGAUAAAUCCAACGUGGUGAAGAAAAUGGCAGUAAUAGGAAGCAUGAAUCGCUUCGACCGCAAAGCGCUUAACUUCACCAUAAUCCGCCAGACGUUAUAUUCCAAGAAAUCAUGGGAAGAUGUUGAUGCUGAUAUCGCCGUUCUCAUGGUCGAUCGCUCGAUGCCUUUGGGCAAGGAGAACGUAAAACUCGUCAAACUGCAAAACAACCGGACUUUUAACAGAGGAAGUCUCUGCUCUGUUGCAGGAUGGGGCGAUUCUCGAGAUAACUCGAAUCCAGACAUUCUGAAGUUCGUGAAGAUUCCUCUGGUGAGCCGAAAACGCUGUGAAAAGUCGUACCCUUACGACCCGCCCGGUGACCUCCUGUGCGCCGGUUACUACGAACGAGGGGGGCCCGAUACCUGUCAGGGCGACUCCGGAGGUCCGUUGGUGUGCGGCGGCCAGUUGACCGGCAUAGUGAAGGGCGGCGUGGGCUGCGGCCUGCCGCACUACCCGGGCACCUACACCGACGUCAGUUACUACUCGAGCUGGGUGGAGCGCGUGAUGGUCCACGAUUGGGAGGCGUACUUCAAACACGAGGCGCCCUCGCCCUUCCGCCGGAAGUGGGCGCCACACCCCCGCAGGGCGCGGAAACGCACCCGGCAGUAUCUGUGGCAAGAAGCUCUCACGUUGGAAGACAAAGGAAUACGGGCACGGCGAAAAUAGGGAUAUGUUGCGCGGCGUAGCUUACAGCAGCUGACAACAAUCGCCAUCUUCUGCACAUGCGCAGAUGCACGAAAGUGAUACGAAUCUUGAACUGAGCAUGCGCAGCAGCUGACAGCAAUCUCUGCACAUAUUUCGAUUUUCUGCACAUACGCAGAUGCACGAAAGUUGUGCGAAUCUUGAACUGCGCAUGUGCAGCAGUUGCGCAGCAGCUGCCAAUAAUCUCGAUCUUCUGCACAUGCGCAGAUGCACGAAAGUGGUGCGAAUCUUGAACUGCACAUGCGCAGCAGCUGACAGCAAUCUCGAUUUUCUGCACAUGCGCAGAUGCAC
Gryllus bimaculatus (two-spotted cricket) is the source of this 1137-nucleotide messenger RNA. The record is from the annotation of a GenBank genome assembly. NCBI's taxonomy places the organism in Eukaryota, Metazoa, Arthropoda, Insecta, Orthoptera, Gryllidae.